AUAAUUAUUUUUUCUCCAUAUCUAGCAGCUUGGUUUUUACUAUAAAUACACAUGCAACCUUCUCACUAUCUGCAUUAUCAAAUCCAAAAUCUAGCAAUCUCUGAGAUGAUGAUUUCUUUACAAUCUCCAGCCCUACAACUUAACACGUUAUCUUCUUGUUCCUCCUCCUCUUCUUCUUCAUCUUUAAAGCGAAUCAAAUGUUCUUUCAAUCUCCCCAAACUACCCAGAAUCUCUGUCUCUGUUCCAAAAGCACUUAUGAGAAGUAUGGUUGAGGAAAUUAACAGAUUCAAUGACAAAGCCCCAUUGUUGAAAGAGAAUGAUAAUACUAUCAAAACACUACAUGAUGCUGGUGAUAAUCAUUUGAAUUCUGUUAAUUCUAAAGCCAUCACUCAACUUUAUGCAAUUUUAGAAGCUGUAGCAGACAGAAUUGAAAUGCACAACAACGUUGCUCUACAACGUGACAAUUGGAACACCCUUCUGUUAAACUCCAUCAACAUGAUCACUCUCACGGCUUCAACCAUGGCUGGUGUUGCCGGCGUUGGAAGUGAACCAAUUUUGGCUCUGAAACUUUCAUCUGCUCUGUUGUUCUCUGCAGCCACAGGGAUGUUACUUGUGAUGAACAAAAUCCAACCGUCGCAACUUACAGAGGAACAGAGGAAUGCUACAAGGUUGUUCAAGAAGCUCAAGUCCUACAUCGAAACCACAAUCGCAAUUGGAAAUCCCACUGAGGAAGAUGUGAAGGGUGCAAUGGAGAAGGUUUUGGCGCUUGACAAAGCCUAUCCACUUCCCUUGUUGGGAGCAAUGCUUGAAAAGUUCCCUGCAAAGUUUGAACCAGCUAGGUGGUGGCCUUCUCAGCAGAGAAGUAACAAUGAGAAACAGAGCAUGGACAUUAAGAACAGGAAUGGAUGGAACAGGGAAUUGGAAAAGGAAAUGAAGGAGGUAAUUGAAGUGGUAAAGAGAAAAGAUAUGGAGGAUUAUGAGAGAUUGGGGAACCUGGCUUUAAAGAUUAACAAGGCUUUAGCUAUUUCAGGACCUUUGCUCACUGGAAUUGCAGCUGUUGGUUCUGUUUUUGCAGGGGAUCAUGGAUCAUUGCCUGCUCUGGUUCCAGUUCUUGCUGGUGCUUUGGCCACAGUUGUUAAUUCAUUUGAGCAUGGAGGGCAAGUUGGAAUGGUGUUUGAAAUGUAUAGAAACUGUGGUGGAUUUUUCCAGCUUUUGGAAGAGACCAUUGAAGCCACAAUUGAAGAGAAAGACUUGGAGAAGAGAGAAAAUGGGGAGCUAUUUGAAAUGAAGAUGGCUUUGCAGCUGGGAAGAAGUGUGUCUCAGCUAAGAGAACUUGCCUCAAAAUCUGCUUCCUGUCGUGUACAAGGAAGCGAGAUAGAUGAACUCGCUAGCAAACUCUUUUAGUUAAUUAAGAUCAACAUUCUUGAUUGAUUUCUUCAUUACAUCUUUACUUAGCCAUUCUUUCAAUUUGUUUAUAAUGUUGAUGUAUAUAAUACACUGUCAUCUGAUCUAGAGGAAUGAGAGUCUACUAGAUUAAAAAAGUAAUGUUUAGGUGUAGAUAUGAGAUGUUUUGUACAAAAUCAGACUGAAAAAGAUGUUAGCUUAUAUCUUACCCACAUCCAAUGAAUAUAUUUGUUAGCGGCCGUUUUAAACUGCCAGUAAUAUUUAUGAUGAUUACAACCA
Lotus japonicus is the source of this 1683-nucleotide messenger RNA. Its product is annotated as probable F-box protein At4g22030. Lineage: Eukaryota; Viridiplantae; Streptophyta; Magnoliopsida; Fabales; Fabaceae. The transcript has a single exon. The record is from RefSeq and is a predicted model, not a curated record. The coding region runs from base 52 to 1404 and encodes 450 amino acids.